AUGGCGCCCAAGGGAAAGAACUCGUUUACCCUCAAGACGCCCAAGGGGACCAAGGACUGGUCUGGCCCUGAUGCCCUGCUACGCGACAACAUCUUCAGCACCAUUACCAAUGUCUUCAAGCGUCACGGUGGCAUGGCGCUUGACACACCUGUCUUUGAGCUGCGCGAGAUCCUGGCGGGCAAGUACGGCGAGGAUUCGAAGCUGAUAUACGACCUGCAGGACCAGGGCGGAGAGAUAUGCUCGCUGCGAUAUGACUUGACCGUCCCCUUUGCACGAUGGCUGGCCAUGAAUCCGGAUGUGCGCAACAUAAAACGAUACCACUUGGCCAAGGUGUACAGACGAGAUCAGCCAGCUAUGACAAAGGGACGGAUGAGAGAGUUCUACCAGUGCGACUUUGACAUUGCCGGCGCAAAGUUUGACCCCAUGGUUGCGGACUCGGAGGUGCUUAAGAUUGUCACCGAAGUGUUCGAGGACCUGGGAUGGAAGGGGAAAUAUACGAUUAAAGUUAACCACCGAAAGAUUUUGGAUGGUCUGUUUGAGGUGUGUGGUGUACCUCAGGAUAAAAUACGGACCAUCUCCAGCGCGGUGGACAAGCUGGACAAACUAACCUGGGAGGACGUCAGGAAGGAAAUGGUGGAUGAAAAGGGCCUCGAUGGUGCCGUAGCUGAUAGCAUUCAAACAUAUGUUGUUCGAAAGGGCGGACGAGACCUCCUUGAAUCAUUGCUGACAGAUGAGAAACUCACUGCCAACGCCUCUGCCAAAGCCGGCUUGGAUGACAUGGCCUUGUUGCUUGAAUACCUUGAAGACUUUGGCGUGGUAGACAAGAUCUCCUUCGAUAUGAGUCUUGCUCGUGGUCUUGAUUAUUACACCGGUCUUAUUUACGAGGUCAUCACUGAAGGCUCAGCGCCUGCAACUGCUACCUCUGCCCCUGAAGCCCAAGCCCUGCAACGCUCCUCGAAGAAGGACAAGAAAGUAGACCCUGAUGAGGACAGAUCUAAUGAUCCUUCUGUUGGCGUCGGUAGUGUUGCUGCUGGAGGGCGAUACGAUGACCUAGUCGGCAUGUUCUCGCCAAAGGCCCAGAUACCGUGUGUCGGAGUAUCGUUCGGUGUUGAUCGAAUCUUCUCCAUCACCAAAGCUCGCAUGCAGCGUGAGAGCAAUGCAAAUGCUCUACGGAGCAGUGAGGUGGAUGUAUACGUUAUGGCGUUUGGCGGCAAGGGAUUCACAGGAUUACUGAAGGAGCGAAUGCAGAUCUGCAGGUCACUUUGGGAGGCCGGUAUCAAGGCUGAAUUCUCAUAUAAAGUCAAACCAAAACUUCCCGCUCAAUUCAAAGCUGCUGAAACCAAUGGCAUCCCCUUCGCCGUUAUUCUAGGUGAAGAUGAGCUUGCUGCUGGGCAAGUCCGCGUCAAGGAGAUGGGUCUUCCAGAUGGCCACCCCGAGAAGGAAGGCGUGCUGGUUGACGUCGACUCUCUUACGACUGAAAUCAAGCAAAGGCUGGAGAAGAAGGCGAGCGGGGCUGAUGCACCUGCAGAAGCACCAGUAGAUGAGCCAGCGGACCUAGCCCAGAAAGUAAAGGAUCUGUUGUAG
Trichophyton verrucosum HKI 0517 is the source of this 1584-nucleotide messenger RNA. RefSeq lists its product as uncharacterized. The record is from RefSeq and is a predicted model, not a curated record. Gene Ontology annotation, molecular function: ATP binding; histidine-tRNA ligase activity. The transcript is spliced from 2 exons. Gene Ontology annotation, biological process: histidyl-tRNA aminoacylation; mitochondrial translation. Gene Ontology annotation, cellular component: cytoplasm; mitochondrion. NCBI's taxonomy places the organism in Eukaryota, Fungi, Ascomycota, Eurotiomycetes, Onygenales, Arthrodermataceae. Bases 1 to 1584 code for a protein of 527 amino acids.